Linum tenue is the source of this 2564-nucleotide messenger RNA. Lineage: Eukaryota; Viridiplantae; Streptophyta; Magnoliopsida; Malpighiales; Linaceae. The record is from the annotation of a GenBank genome assembly.
AGGCCACCCAGCCAGCCAAGCCAGCGAGCAAAACAAAUAAAUAAUAACACUUGGUCCUGCGUCCUCUCUCUCUCUCUCUCUCCAAAUAUAUAUACCAAAUCCCUCACAAAUCUCGCCAGUUCAUUUCGCUUCGGCUCACCACCUCUUUCAGAAUUCUCCCCACCUUCAACUUCUCUCUCUCUCUGAAGUCAUUUUCCAGAACACUGACAGCUCUGCUUAGAUCUCUCUCUGCUCGUUGCCGCUGAGCAGUUCCGAGCUUGCUUAGCAAUUCAAUCCAGAUGCAGUAGCACCGUCGUCUCUGAUUUUCGCUCUCGAGUAUUGGUGCGGGAGCUGAUACUUCUUGAUCUGAUUUCCUUGCUCUCGAAUUGGAGGAUUUGGCAGACAGCAAUGGACGGCGCCGGCGGUGAGGGAACGGUGAGGCUCGGGGCUCUCAACUUGAGGGAGCGCAGCGGCCUGGACUCUGAUGUGUCGGUUUCGUCGCCGGUCACCAGGCAGAAAGCUGCCGCCGCCAAGCAGUUCAUCGAGAAUCACUACAAGAACUACUUGCAAGGAUUGCAGGAUCGCAAAGAGAGACGGCGGACGCUCCAGCGCAGAGCACAAGAGGCUCAUGUAUCAAGUGAGGAGCAGGAGGAAUUGAUGAGGAGCCUGGAGAGGAGAGAAACUGAGUUCAUGAGGAUGCAAAGACGCAAAGUUGGGAUCGAUGAUUUCGAACAAUUAACUGUCAUUGGUAAAGGUGCAUUCGGAGAGGUCAGGUUAUGCAAGGCCAAAGGCACUGGGGAGAUUUUUGCCAUGAAGAAACUGAAGAAAUCGGAAAUGCUUAGCCGUGGGCAGGUUGAGCAUGUUCGAUCAGAGAGAAAUCUACUAGCCGAGGUGGACAGUCGGUGCAUUGUAAAGCUGUUCUAUUCUUUUCAAGACUCAGAGUUCUUGUACCUAAUAAUGGAAUAUUUACCUGGUGGAGACAUCAUGACAUUACUGAUGAGAGAAGAUAUUCUUUCCGAGGAUGUUGCUCGUUUUUACAUAGCAGAAAGCAUCCUAGCGAUACACUCAAUUCAUCAACACAAUUACGUUCACAGAAAUUAUGCUGCUUGUAGGGACAUAAAACCAGAUAACCUUAUACUGGACAAAAAUGGCCAUUUGAAGCUUUCAGACUUUGGUCUGUGUAAGCCCCUUGAUGAUAAAUAUUCAACUUUGUUGGCAAAUGAGGAUAUUGUGAACCAGGAGGCCACGACUGACAGCGGAGGCAGUGACAGGCCACCUUGGAUGAUGCCCAAGGAGCAAUUGCAACAAUGGAAGCGCAAUCGCCGUGCCCUUGCUUAUUCAACUGUUGGAACUCUUGAUUACAUGGCUCCUGAAGUGCUCCUGAAGAAGGGAUAUGGAAUGGAAUGUGAUUGGUGGUCCCUUGGUGCAAUUAUGUAUGAGAUGCUUGUUGGAUACCCACCCUUCUGUUCUGAUGAUCCCAGGAUCACUUGCCGCAAGAUAAUAAACUGGAAGACAUGUAUGAAUUUCCCCGAGGAGCCCAAGUUAUCCAAUGAGGCCAAAGACCUGAUUCGCCAUCUGCUUUGUGAUGUUGAUACAAGGCUGGGCACCAGAGGAGUGGAAGAAUUGAAGGCACAUCCAUGGUUCAGAUCCGUUCAGUGGGAUAAGCUGUAUGAAAUGGAGGCUGCAUAUCAGCCUACAGUGAAUGGAGAGUUGGACACACAGAAUUUUGAGAAGUUUCCUGAAUUGGAUGGUGCACCAUCAGCAAUACCAAGUGUGGGACCCUGGAGAAAGAUGUUGGCUUCGAAAGAUACCAACUUCAUCGGAUUCACUUACAAGAAAUCAGAUGUCCUCAAAUCGUUGGAAAGCUCAGGUACAGACAUGAAAUCAAAUGGAAGCUCCCCAUCGUUGAUUUCCUUGUUAGGUCAAAUGGACUUGCAAGAUACUGUGAUACCGGAAGUUGAUGACAGGGCAGAAUCCUGAUUUUCGACCGUCAUCCUGCUUCUGAUGCUAGGAUCUUUCUUAUUGUCGGUUUCUUGACCAAUUUACAACUCCACAAAAAGAAGCCGGGUACGAAGGCCACACCUAGGUGAAUAUCUUGCCAGCAGGAGAAAGAUGAAUAAGGUUCAGAAUGAGAUAUUUUUUGACGCUCAACUCGCCCCCACCAAGGAAAUGGGAAGCACGGUAUUAAUCGAGAAGCUUCCGAUCGAGUCGAUCAAGAAAAUGAAUUCGGGAAAAUAAUGUUGAAUGUCAAUUUCCAAAACCUUUGUUGUUCUGUAUCUGAUGGAAUCCGACGUUUCCCUCGUCUAGAGCACGCCAACUUAUUUGAAAGGUCAUGCACAAUAUUACAGUCACGAACAUGGUGUUUGGCUCGAUAUGCCUCCGACUCGUCUUAAAGCUUGCUAGUCUCGACGUGAUUGUACUGCCGCUCCGUCUCGACAUAGUGGUCCAGAUACAAUUAUAGAAGAAGGGAGGGAAAUAUUGAAGCCAAAAUUGGGCAGCGAUAAUUGUCCCUUGGUUAGAAAAAAGUAGCUAUCUAAGUGUCGCUUUUGCUACAUAACUGUAUUCAUUUAUGUGUUGCUUGCUAG